CUAUGCCUUGUCAUGCCAUGUUUCUGACUCUAUUGGCUGGAGCCAAACAGGUUGUUGGAUUCUAUUACACGCGUAUAUAACUUGCUCACCGCGUCCAAAGCUUACAAUUUCGCUUUUUCCUCCGUCUCGCUCUCGCGUAUUAAUUCCUUGCAAGGCAAACGGCCAUUUCAUUGUUUCUUUCUGCAAAGUUUCCAUCUUUCUCUCGGAUAUGGCGGAAUCUAAGAGCAAACUCGAAUCUAUGAGGGAAUGGGUCGUCGAGCAUAAGCUUCGAACUGUUGGUUCUCUGUGGCUUAGCGGACUUGCGGGUUCGAUUGCGUACAACUGGUCUCAACCAAAUAUGAAAACCAGCGUCAAGAUCAUUCACGCUAGGUUACAUGCACAGGCUCUCACACUAGCUGCAUUAGCUGGUGCUGCAGUGGUCGAGUGGUAUGACCACAGAACUGAAGCGAAGGCGGAUCGAUAUGCAAAGUUUCUUCCAGUUGAUGCAUACUCAUCACACAAGGAUUGAGUGAACUUUUGAUAUAACCUGCGUUGAGUAAAAUUUGCUAGGAAUUUAUACCAAUGGAGGAUAAUAAAAUUACUUGUAACGAGGCCACAAAUAUGUUUUUGUCCCUUUCCCAUUACAUCUUUUUGAAGCAAGUUGUAUUGGGGUUGUUUGGUAUCACAUUAUUUUAGUAUGCAACUAUGGCAGCUCGCAAGUAAUCAGAUUCGAAGGCAAUCUGUCAUCACUUUUCCCAAAAUUAUUUUUGUAUUAUCUUGUACUUACCUUGACCACCCAUUAUUACCCAGCAUUGAUUGUAGUAAAAUUCGUUGUUACAAA
Messenger RNA from Carya illinoinensis, 820 nucleotides. RefSeq lists its product as uncharacterized. The coding region runs from base 209 to 508 and encodes 99 amino acids. Gene Ontology annotation, biological process: mitochondrial respiratory chain complex IV assembly. Gene Ontology annotation, cellular component: mitochondrial inner membrane. The transcript is spliced from 3 exons. The record is from RefSeq and is a predicted model, not a curated record. Lineage: Eukaryota; Viridiplantae; Streptophyta; Magnoliopsida; Fagales; Juglandaceae.